CUCGUAGCAGUGUGCUCCCUACUGCAAGUUUCCUGGGAGUGUUUCUUUUUGAACUGACACAGCAAAGUCUCCAGUUCUGAAACAGAUGUUCUUCCAGCAGCUCUGAAGUAACCUUACUUGCUGGAUACAAUGUCAUAUCAAGGGGUUAGUGGUCCACCUCAGCGUUCUAAGAGGACUCACUGCUAAUGAAAUCAAAUGCUUAGAGAAGCAUGAGAUGCAGGGCUUUAGCUAGUAUUUUGCCUCAACUAGGGUGGUCAGUUAAUUUCCACAGUACAGCACAAGGUUGCUUUUCACCUUUGCAACUUUUUUCAAAACAAAAUAUUGGUAAAAUCCUCUAAUUUCCCUCUAAUCACGAACUGGCUUGAAGACUGGAAUGAUUUGUUUGUUUGAAGAAUGUUGACGUUAGAGUGGGAGUCGGAGGGACUGCAAACAGUGGGUAUUGUUGUGAUUAUAUUUGCGUCUCUGAAGCUGCUUCAUUUGCUGGGACUGAUUGAUUUUUCAGAAGACAGCGUAGAAGAUGAAAUGGAAAUAGCCACUGUGCGGCAUCGGCCUGAAGCUCUUGAACUGCUGGAAGCACAGAGCAAAUUCACAAAGAAGGAACUUCAGAUCCUGUAUAGAGGAUUCAAGAAUGAGUGUCCCAGUGGGAUUGUUAAUGAAGAGACCUUCAAAGAGAUUUAUUCUCAGUUCUUUCCACAGGGAGAUUCUACAACCUAUGCACAUUUUCUCUUUAAUGCAUUCGACACUGACCACAAUGGAUCUGUGAGUUUUGAGGAUUUCAUUAUGGGUCUCUCAAUUUUACUCCGAGGGACAGUACAAGAAAAACUCAACUGGGCUUUUAAUUUGUAUGAUAUAAAUAAGGAUGGAUACAUAACUAAAGAGGAAAUGCUUGAUAUUAUGAAAGCUAUAUAUGAUAUGAUGGGAAAAUGCACUUAUCCUGUUCUCAAAGAGGAUGCUCCUAGACAACAUGUGGAAACAUUUUUCCAGAAAAUGGACAAGAAUAAAGAUGGGGUAGUUACCAUAGAUGAAUUCAUUGAAAGCUGCCAAAAAGAUGAAAACAUAAUGCGUUCCAUGCAGCUCUUUGAAAAUGUGAUUUAACAAUGUGGUUUAGUCUGCAAUUAAUGGACAAAUGUGAACUAUUCUGCAACAUUACUUAAAGCUGGAUUUGCCACAUUUACCAUAUGUAGGAUUGCUCAGCUUUACACUGAGACAUGUAUUAUGCAAAUAAGUUUUGUUUUAUUAUAAAGACCUUCCUCCCAAAAAUGAUUUCCCAAAGGUUAGGAUGUAAUAAUUUGUCCUUUAUCGAAUGGGAUAUGCUAAAAGUAUUAGGUUUUACCCCACAA
Messenger RNA from Caretta caretta (loggerhead turtle), 1340 nucleotides. RefSeq names its product potassium voltage-gated channel interacting protein 4 (gene KCNIP4). NCBI's taxonomy places the organism in Eukaryota, Metazoa, Chordata, Testudines, Cheloniidae. Gene Ontology annotation, biological process: regulation of potassium ion transmembrane transport. Gene Ontology annotation, cellular component: voltage-gated potassium channel complex. Gene Ontology annotation, molecular function: potassium channel regulator activity; calcium ion binding. The record is from RefSeq and is a predicted model, not a curated record.